Messenger RNA from Acaulospora colombiana, 662 nucleotides. Lineage: Eukaryota; Fungi; Glomeromycota; Glomeromycetes; Diversisporales; Acaulosporaceae. The record is from the annotation of a GenBank genome assembly.
UAAGCACCAGUGCGGGUCUAUACAUACUCGACACAAACACAUAUACCUGGACAGCGUCUUUUCUUUCUUCAAGCAAUUCUACGUCACCUGGAACAACCGGUUCUACUACUUCCAAUGGCGGCACUCCUACAAAUUCAUUUAACUCACCUACUUCUACCACGAAUAGUUCAUCACCUAUGCCAACAUCAGUGUUAAUUGGAAUAAUUGUGGGUGCAAGUGUGGGUGGGAUCCUCUUUUGCGUAAUAUUUGGUGCCAUUAUAUUCAAGUACAAGGGAAGAAACAAAAAUGAUGAAAUGCCAGAAGGAAUACUUGAAAUACCAAGCUCAACAGAACAAAGGCUGAAUUCGACAGCUGACGAAUCACAGCCACACUACAUUAACGGUGCUCUACAACGACAAGCACCGAUUGCAGAUGAACAUCAACCAAACUAUCUCAAUCAGAACACUCAAUAUUCCCCCCAACAGUUCAACAAUGUUCAACCUCAACAACAGUUCGUCAGCAACGUUCCACCUCAGCAACAAUUCGUCCAACCUCAGCAACAAUUCGUCCAACCUCAGCAACAAUUCGUUCAACCCCAGCAACAGUUCGUUCAACCUCAGCAACAAUAUGUUAACUAUGGACAACCCCAACAACAAUUUGUCAACUUUGGACCGCCAACAUAG